AUGGGUCUCCUCUCAAAGCUGACCCCUUUCAAGAAAGAUCGCCAGAAUUUCCCGGGAGUGGUGAUACCACUGGCCGAUGCUCCUGCCCACAAAUCUACAAACACGGAUGAAAAGGCCCGCAAGUCUUUGGACCGUGCGCCUUCCUCCGAGAAUGGCUCUGCUGGGUCGCUCGGUGAAUCGAGCCACUUGACUCUCGAGGCUCUUCGUGCGGAGGUGGAGUCUGAUAUCUCCACUUCCGGCCGUGAUUCGUUAUAUGAUCGUAAAGCAAAGGUGAUCAAUCGCGCCCUCCAGGAUAUUGGCAUGGGCCGAUAUCAAUGGGAGUUGUUCUUCCUAUGUGGUUUCGGCUGGACCGCUGAUAAUCUCUGGCUUCAGGGAGUUGCUCUAACAUUGACACCUCUAUCAUAUGAGUUCGGUAUCUCCGAGUCGCAUGUCCGAUUCACAACUUGCGCGCUGUUCUUGGGUCUGUGCAUCGGUGCCUCUUUCUGGGGUAUCGCAUCCGACAUCAUCGGUCGUCGAUGGGCAUUCAACACGACCUUGUUCCUUGCUGGUACCUUUGGCCUUGCUGCGGGUGGUGGUCCCACCUGGAUUGGUGUUUGUGCUUUGUACUCCUGCCUUGGUCUUGGUGUUGGUGGAAAUCUGCCGGUUGAUGGCGCUCUCUUCCUCGAGUUCCUGCCCUUCGCCUCCGGUAAUAUGUUGACCAUGUUGAGUGUUUGGUGGCCUAUCGGUCAACUGAUUGGCAGUCUGUUCGCCUGGGCAUACAUUCCCACCUUCAGCUGCUCUAGCAUGGAAGGCUGUACCAAGGGCCAGAACUGGGGCUGGCGCUAUCUGGUCCUCACCCUGGGUGCUCUCACUUUCUGCAUGUUCGUCGCGCGAUUCUUCUUCUUCCAUCUGUACGAGUCGCCCAAGUUCCUGCUAUCCCGCGGCCGCCAGGAAGAGGCCGUUGCAUCGGUCCACGGGAUCGCAUACAAGAACAAGACCAAGACGUGGUUGACCAACGAGAUCCUCAACGAGAUCGGUGGCUAUGCUGAGACCAAAGAGGAAGAGAAGCUCACCCACACCCAGAUCGUAAAGCGCUUCUUCUCCAAGUUCUCCAUGCAGCGUAUCGGUCCUCUCUUCGCGACGAAGCGCUUGGGUUUCAGCACCUAUCUCUCCAAAUCGGGCGGUACCACCAACUCAAACUACAUCACCUACCGCAACUACGCGAUUACUUCGAUCGUCGGCGUCCCCGGCUCAAUACUGGCCUGCUACACCGUUGAAAUCAAGUAUAUCGGCCGCAAGGGAACCAUGGCCAUCGCCACCAUGAUCACUGGCGUGUUGCUGUUCUGCUUCACUGCCUCCUCCAACUCCAAUGUCCAGCUUGCCUGCACUUGUCUGGAGGCUUUCUUCCAGAAUAUCAUGUACGGAGUGCUGUACGCUUACACCCCCGAGGUCUUCCCGGCCCCGGUCCGUGGUACUGCGACUGGUAUCUGCAGCUGCCUGAACCGUAUUGCUGGUCUGUGUGCUCCGCUGGUGGCUAUCUAUGCUGGUGGUAGUAGCCCUGAUGCGCCGAUCUAUGCUUCCGGUGGACUGAUUCUUGCUGCAUUUAUCGCGAUGACAUUACUCCCGAUUGAGACUCGGGGUAAGCAGACUCUGUAA
Penicillium daleae is the source of this 1635-nucleotide messenger RNA. Its product is annotated as Sugar transporter. Gene Ontology annotation, cellular component: membrane. The transcript is spliced from 6 exons. The record is from RefSeq and is a predicted model, not a curated record. NCBI's taxonomy places the organism in Eukaryota, Fungi, Ascomycota, Eurotiomycetes, Eurotiales, Aspergillaceae. Bases 1 to 1635 code for a protein of 544 amino acids. Gene Ontology annotation, biological process: transmembrane transport. Gene Ontology annotation, molecular function: transmembrane transporter activity.